GUGAUACUCUUGUCUCGAUUGGAUAAAAAAGGAAGGACAAAAAAUAUCGUGACGAAGUCGAGAAGAACCGAAUUCGUCCUCCCCACCCCUUGUCAGUGGUCAUCAUCAUCAUCGUCGUCGUCAUCGUCGUUGUCGUCGUUGUCGUCGUUGUCGUCGUUGCUAUCACUGUCGUUAUCGCUGUGUACUUUGAUGCGCGAGUGCGUGAGUGUGCAUGAAAGUCCACCCCCACCCACCCCCUCGAAUCCCCCUUCUUCUUCCACUUCCUCUUCUUCUUACUUCUUCGUCGUCUUCUUCGUCUCCUACGCGGAUCGUCACGUUCACGCCGUAUUUUAGGCGACGAUUCAUAUUUUCGUCCACGCUAGCUCUCUCUCUCUCUCUCUCUCUCUCUCUCUCUCUCUCUCUCUGUCCUUCUUCCUCUUUCUCAGUGGCCUAUUGCGCAAGCAGGUAGUCGGAAAUAGCACCGUAGCUCGCGGUUAUGAAUUGAUAGCAAACACAUGCUGGACACGACUGUGAGCUUCUCUAACUUCGCUAUCACCUUCUUCUUCUUCAUCUUUUCGUCAUCUUCGUCAUCGUCGUCAUUUUAAAAGACACUAUCCAGUCGUGGAGAACGUUAGUCGUCAUCGUACGAUAUUCUCUUUUUCUUCUUCUUUUUUUUCUUCUUCUUCCUCUUCCUCUUCCUAUUCUUCUAAAAUGAUAUAAUUCUCUAAGUUUUAUAUACUUUCAAUCUCUUUCGUACGAGAAUGCGUCUUCUUCUUCUCGAGUUUCGUCGUAAUCGUUAUCGUGGUGGAGUCAAACCGUUCGUCGUUGUUCUCGUCGAAGGUGACUUUUUGCGAAGGAAGGUCUCGUCGCGGGGCAGCUCUGAACGACUGCCGACCGCGCACGUGCACCGCCAUCAUCGAUAUUCGGCCUAAUGACAGUAUCUCGGGGUUCGUGCAUGUUCGCCGAUUAUACGAGGACGACGGCACACAUGUACGUGGACUACGCUACUACGGACGCAUACGUCGGAAUGGGAAUCAAGGCCAUGAAGUCGUAUGGCAGGCCGAGAGAUAUACCGGCACAAGUGCCGCCAUUAACGCCUGGUACCAACAAAAAAAUGACAGAGGCCCUAGAGGCCUCUUUCGCUUCUUGGGAGAAGGAACGAGUACGUCUAAAUAUAACGAAAGACCCAAGGCAAUGGUCGGAAGCAGCUGUCGCCCACUGGUUGCAUUGGGCUAUCGGUGAAUUUUCGUUGGAGGGUGUGGCCAUGCAACCCUGGCAGCACAUGACCGGAAAACAGAUUUGCGCUAUGGGAAAGGAACCCUUUUUAGCACGUGCCCCGGCCUUCAUGGGUGAUAUUCUAUGGGAACACCUCGAAAUACUUCAGAAAGAUGUCGAUGCUGAAAAGGCCUCAUUGGAGAAUACUACGGCGAAUAACUUGUACGAGAGCGUAUGCGUCCCAGAUUUAGGUGAUUUUUUGGGAUAUCAGGAUUCAUCCGGUCAUCAGGAACACAAGAGUCCAGCUACAACACCGGCUAAUUCUAACAACACUAACUCGUCCGGCCAAACGCACGGUCCUACCACUCAGGCAACAGCCCCUACGACGCAACAGCCAUCGUCCGGCGCCGUUUCUUUGGCUUCGAGACAAUAUCAUAACGACGGAGGUUAUGCGCAUCUACGCAGUCCCGUUUGUCAGGAUGAAAGUCAAAGGGAAGAGACUUCGCCACCACCUCACAGCCAUAGUACACAACCUCCUAAUUCUCAUUCCAGUACACCCACGGGGAAUAACAACAAUAACAAUAACAAUAACGCAAAUAAUGCUUAUAUACACCUACGAAAUUUAAAUGAACUCAAAACGGAAUCUAACUACAGCAGCCAUAUAGCGGCGGAACACUUACAAGGAGGAGCCGGCGGAUUGGCCAGUGGUGGUGAUCUCGGUGCAACGGGGACCAAUGAGAGCGAACUUAGGGUUAGCAAUACUGGGACGACGGAAGAUUAUAUUACACCCGCGCAUUAUUCUGGAUAUGAUGAGGCCUCUGAUUAUCACGGUCUAUCGCAGGAUCAUCAAACUCCUCAUACCUAUAAUCUGGAUAGUUCGCCAGAAUUUUACAGUACCAGUGGUAUUCACCUCGAACCGAAGUAUCAGCCAUCGCCGUUCAAAAAUUAUCCUCGAGCGAGAUAUCACGAAGGAUACAGUGAAAGUGGGGGAUACAGUCAAUACGAUGCGACACCAUUUCAGACGGUUCCUGGAAGUGGAAAUACAGCUACUGGAGCUGCUGGUGUUGGAAGUGAACAGUGGGGUGUUGCACCUAUCGGUGAACAUCUUUCUCAUCAUCCAGCGUUUAUCGCGAGUCUUGGCUCGAGAGAUUCAUCUGGUGCUCAUCAUCCACCUUCCAUUGGUAGUAACGCCGAUCAAAAGCCUCUCCUACAGAGUGCAAUGAUCGCAGCUAGUUAUACCGGUGAUAAUUGUGCAGGUGGUGGUCCAUAUUUCACAGGUUCAGGACCAAUACAACUCUGGCAAUUUUUAUUGGAACUAUUGACCAAUAAAUCAUGUCAGAGUUUCAUCUCGUGGACGGGAGAUGGUUGGGAAUUCAAACUUACGGAUCCCGAUGAAGUUGCACGACGCUGGGGUGUUCGCAAAAAUAAGCCUAAAAUGAAUUACGAAAAAUUAAGCCGCGGUCUCCGAUACUAUUACGAUAAAAAUAUUAUACACAAGACCGCUGGGAAGCGUUACGUCUAUCGUUUCGUUUGUGACUUACAAAAUCUAUUGGGAUAUAGUGCCGAACAACUCCAUGCAAUGGUGGACUUGAAACCGGAAAAGAAGGAAGAAGACUGAGCUUUCUAUAAUGAAUGUGUUGUUUUAGGACAAUGUUACUGAUUAUAAACGAAUAUAACUAAUUUCUACGGCAUCGUGCAAAGAGAGUUUAACAAGGGGAAUUAAAAAAGAAAAAAAAAAAAAAAGAAAGAAAGAGAAAGAGAGAAAUAACAUAAAAGAAAGAUAUAAAUAAUAAAGAAGAGAUAAAGAACCAAACAAACGCACGAGAGUACGAAUAAAAUAAUAAUUGUUUAAAUUGCAGAAGAUCAUUGUUCUGUGUAUCCUUUAUUUGAAACGAAAUGAUGAUAUCGAUUCGGUCGCAUGUACCAAAGACAGGGUCUGCAUACCAUUGGUGCCUAAAGUUUUAAUGACUAAAUUGUGAGCUUCUUCCUAGGUGAGUGGGAUACACCAGGGCAGAGAUUCUGUGUCAGAAACUUUUUGCUAGAUCACGUGAUUUAGAAUCGACCAAGUGUGUGUGUCUUACCGAAGAAAAGAAAAAAAAAAAGAAAGAAAAAAAAAAAGAAAAGAAAAGAAAAGAAAAGAAAAAAAAAAAGAGAAAAAGGAACAAAAGAGAAAGGAAAUG
Vespa mandarinia (Asian giant hornet) is the source of this 3374-nucleotide messenger RNA. It is a transcript of the gene pnt, whose product is annotated as ETS transcription factor pointed. The record is from RefSeq and is a predicted model, not a curated record. Gene Ontology annotation, molecular function: sequence-specific DNA binding; DNA-binding transcription factor activity, RNA polymerase II-specific. Lineage: Eukaryota; Metazoa; Arthropoda; Insecta; Hymenoptera; Vespidae. Gene Ontology annotation, cellular component: nucleus. Gene Ontology annotation, biological process: cell differentiation; regulation of transcription by RNA polymerase II.